CUCAUCCACAUCUACCAGGCAUCAGCUCGAAAGCUCAGCACAUCACAGGCCAGCCCAAGCAGCGAUGCCAGCGGUGGCGUCCCUUUGGGCGCCGCCCGCGGCUGCCCGGCGGCGGAGGUUCUCCCCCGUGGUCUCGUCCUCGCUGCGCCGGGUCGCGUCGGGCGGCGGGUCUAGCUGGCGGAGCGAGCGGCGGCUCAUGUCGGAGCUGGAGCGCACAGUGACAGCGGGCGCGACCGAGCGCGUCAUCCGCAGCUACGUCGGCACCAAGUCGGAGCGCGCCGCGCUCGCCGCGCUCUCCAGGCUACUCAUGGACUCCGACCCCCUCGCCAUCCCGUUCUACGAGGCGGUCACACAGGCACGGUGGUUCAAAUGGAGCUCGAUCCACGCAGCUGCAGUCGCCGCCUUGCUCGAAGCCAACGGACGCGCCGGAGAAUCCAGGUCCCUGAUCGCCGACUCCGUCUCGCAGCACCUCCAGCAGUCGACCGACGAGGUAGCCCUCUUCUACUGCGACCUCAUAGCGGCGUUCUCCUCGCGCGGGCUCAAGGACCGGGCGACGGAGUUCCACAUGGAGCUACGGUCCAUGCCGCCGCUCUCCGGGCGCAAGGCCUACGCGGCGAUGGUCAAGUCCCUGUGCCUGCUGGGCAUGCCGGCCGAGGCCGAGGCAGCGCUCAGGGAGAUGGUCUCGCGAGGGCACCGGCCCGAGGCGGCCCAGUUCGGGGCCGUCGCGAGGUGCUACGGCAGGGCCGGCUCACCGGCCGACAUGGAGCGGGUCAUCGCGUCCAUGGCGGACGCCGGCGGCAUCCGCCUCGGCGCCGGCGCGGCGGAUGCCGUGCUGUCGUGCUACAGCGCCUGCCGCGACCACGCCAGGACUCUGGCGUGGCUGAAGAGGAUGCGGAAGCUGCGCGUCGCGGUGACCGCGAAAGGCUACAACUUGGUGCUCAACUCGUGUCCGUCGCUCGCUUCGGUGGUGCGGGAGCUGGGCCCUGAGCUUCCGCUGUCGACGGCCGGGCUGGUCGGGUGGCUCAGGUCUGCGUCGACAACACCGGCACCGGCAGCGGAAGUGGAGGUGGUGCGGGAGCUCCUGGCGUCGUCGGCGUCGGUUCUGGACAGGGCGAUGGAGUGGUCGGAGGCCGAGGCGAAGCUGAACCUGCACGGGUUCAGCACGGUUGCAGCCUACGUGCUGGUGCUGCAGUGGGUGGACGCGGUGAGGGGCCGCGCCCGCGCGUUGCCGUUGGAGGUGUCGGUGGUGUGCGGCGUUGGGAAGCACAGUGACGUCCGAGGCGAGUCCAGAGUGCGGGAGCUGGCGCAGGAGGUGCUGGGACGGAUGGGGAGUCCCCUGAAGCUGUCGGCGAGAAACAGAGGGCGGCUCGUGGCGAAGCGAGACCGGGUGGAGCAGUGGCUGGCCAGCUUGCCGGUGCCUGAGGACGGCACAGACCCAUCGCCUGAUGCAGCAAACGAAGAACCAUUUGUAUUUGCACUUUUCAGAAAACUUGGGCAGUUUUUUUCCAACCUUAUGUAGAUAGAUGUUGCUGCCCCCAUCACACCAGCAUCGAUCGAAAGAGCUGGCCUGGUGAAUGAAUCUGUCUCGAACGAACUGACUGAUGGCCUAGUGUGUUUGCUUGGCUUUGGCGCCGUAUGCAAAUCUGGUGAAUGAAGCAGGCAGCGCAUUUGCCUGCCUUUGGCACAGGAUAGC
Messenger RNA from Zea mays, 1693 nucleotides. RefSeq names its product pentatricopeptide repeat smr4. Gene Ontology annotation, molecular function: protein binding. Lineage: Eukaryota; Viridiplantae; Streptophyta; Magnoliopsida; Poales; Poaceae. The transcript is spliced from 2 exons. The record is from RefSeq and is marked provisional. The coding region runs from base 65 to 1519 and encodes 484 amino acids.